GGCGAGAGCCUUGCAGGGAGAUUUCGAUGAAUUGUUGAUGGGAGGAACCACACUUCUUACACCCAACGCCAUGUUCGACCUUUUGCUGGGAUCCUGUCAUCUCUAACUCCAGGGUUGAGCCUGAAGAUGUUAGCGUCUCAUCAAGCCUCCGGCCUCGCUUUCUCCAAAGGUACACACAGGCCGCUUUUUCUUGAAGCUCCAGGCAAAUGGGCGAAGCUCAAUUGCGCCGGGAAACAAAAUUCCAGGAGGCCGGCUCUAUCAACUAGCAAAGAUCUUUCGGAAACAACCGAGACGAAAACUGUGGGUCUAGUAGUUGGCACCGAUGUGGCUAGAACAUUUCCAGAGAGCUCCUCAUCAUGGAGAAUGACUGAACAGCACUUGGUAUUUCUCGGCAUCAUGGCAUCCGUGAUAAUGGCCGCUCUCUGCGGCAUUAUCUUAGCCGCCAUACCAACGCUACUGGCAAUCAAGAAAGCAGCUGAAGCCAUGGAAAAACUUGCAAAAACGACUCGCGAAGAGCUUCCGGGAACUAUGGCUGCCGUGAGACUGUCGGGCAUGGAGAUUAGCGAUCUCACCAUGGAACUCAGCGACCUCGGGCAAGAAAUAACAGCCGGUGUAAGACGAUCGACACAAGCAGUCCGAGCAGCCGAAGAUGGACUACGACGAGCAAGCAGCUUAGCAUCCGCAGCGAUGUGGCAGGCACAAACGCGAGCGGCAGUGCCAGUCCAAACCGUGGUCCAGCCAUUGGUAGCCGAGAGAGCAAGGAACGUGAGACAGAUGAUCGCUCGAGCGAGGAUGAUCGUGAAGAAUCUGGUAACUCUGGGCCAAAUGUCUAGUUGGCUGGGAAGACACACCAGGAAGCACUGAAAGAACAAGCCCAAGUUCUUCCUUCUUUGAAAGGACCGUGAAGAAAAAGAAGAGAUGGGAAGUUCUUCCUUGUUUUGACUCGAUCGAGAAGAAAAAAAAGAGAUGGAAAGUUCUUCCAAAGGAUAUGGGAAGCUCUUCCUUGUUUUGAAAGGAUUGAGAAGAAGAGAUGGGAAGCUUACAGGAU
Messenger RNA from Selaginella moellendorffii, 1048 nucleotides. RefSeq lists its product as uncharacterized. The record is from RefSeq and is a predicted model, not a curated record. Bases 127 to 864 code for a protein of 245 amino acids. The transcript is spliced from 6 exons. NCBI's taxonomy places the organism in Eukaryota, Viridiplantae, Streptophyta, Lycopodiopsida, Selaginellales, Selaginellaceae.